GUUGGUUUCGCCCCGCGCGGACCAUAGCGACGGAGGGCGCGCCGAAGGAAGAUGGCGGUGGCGGCUCCACCGUUACUGCCGGUUUCGUGAGCGCGGCGCUCGCUCUUCUCUCUGUCCCGUCCUCGCUCCUGCACCCGGCUCCUCCCGGCUGCUCUCAGCCUCUUCUUUCUCGCCGGGGCCGUAGAGAUCAUGUCGGACUCGGAGGAGGAGGAGAGUCCGGACCGCCAGCUCAAGCUGGUGGUGCUGGGGGACGGCACCACUGGCAAGACAUCCUUAGCUACCCGUUUUGCUCAAGAAACAUUUGGAAAACAGUACAAACAAACCUUAGGACUGGACUUCUUCUUGAAAAGGAUAUUAUUGCCAGGAAAUCUCAAUGUUACUCUUCAAGUGUGGGAUGUAGGAGGACAAACAAUAGGAGGCAAGAUGCUGGAUAAAUAUAUUUAUGGAGCUCAGGGCAUUCUCUUGGUUUAUGAUAUUACCAAUGGCCAGAGUUUUGAAAAUUUGGAAGACUGGUAUAAUGUGGUAAAAAAAGUGAAUGAAGGAUCAGAAACACAGCCACUUGUGGCCUUGGUUGGAAAUAAAAUUGACUUGGAGCAUAUUCGCACAGUGAAAGCUGACAAGCACCAGCGAUUUUGUCAGGAAAACAACUUCAGUAGCCAUUUUGUGUCAGCCAAGACAGGAGAUUCUGUCUUCCUGUGUUUUCAGAGAAUUGCUGCUGACAUACUCGGCAUCAAAUUAAACAAAGCAGAAUUGGAACAAUCACAGAGAGUGGUGAAGGCAGAUAUUGUCAACUACAGUCAGGAGCCUGUGACAAGAACCGUCAAUCCUUCCAGAAGCUCAAUGUGUGCAGUUCAGUGACCACCCUGUUCUUCUGUGGCUCGAUACCUUUGCAGUGCUCCUGCCUUCAUGCAGGCUCUGGGAUACCAGGAACUUUGUUUUGACAGGGACCAGCACAACAAUGCCGUUAGAGGUUUCAGAAACAUCUUCACCAUUGUCCAUUACAAAGCAGCAGGCAGUUUUUUGACUGGCUCAAAUUCAAACAUGAGACCACACACUUGAAAAAUUUCAGUCUAUGUUCUUUAAAAUUAUAUUUAAAUGAAACUGUAUAACUGUGUUUUAUGUUUCCUCCUCUCUAUUUGACUGAUACCAGAAUAAAAAUAGAUGAGGAAGCCCUGCACUCAAAAUGCUUUUAAAGACAUCAGCCUGGAAGGGUAUUUUGCCAAAGCAUUUUAAAUUUUUUUUUCCCCAGUUAUUUGAAGUAACACUCAACAAAAUGUUGCUUGGAAAAGCUGUUGUUGGAAUAAUUUUAAACACAUAAUAUAUAUUUUAUCUAGGGAUAAUUUUGAAAUUGUUCAAUUAAUAUAUAUACACUUAGCACAAAAUGUGUAAGUUGUAUCCAGUGAGAAACAGUGCUUGAAAUAAAGCUGUUAUUAUAAAAAUAGUUACUUCUCUGAAGUCUCAAAUUGUCUCCAUGGAUGCUCUGAAAAAUGCUAGUGUUUUUGUGUAUUUUUAUUACCACAUCAGCAUUACUCCUUGCACUAAUAGAUAGGCUUAAAUGUCAUUAUGAUUAGGGAUGAAUCUCAGUCAGCAGUUUGGUCUGUAAAUGAUGAGUGGUAUAUUCAACAUGCAUUAGAAACUGUUGAUAAAUCAAUUAGCAUCAGUCACUUUAAAUAACUAACAGAAUGAAUUUUGGCCUGGUACUCUUAGAAACUGUUGAUAAAUCAAUUAGCAUCAGUCACUUUAAAUAACUAACAGAAUGAAUUUUGGCCUGGUACUCUUUUCUUUCUAAUUUAGAAUGAAUGACAAAUAAAAAGCUGUGUGCUCUGUAAUCUUCA
Molecule: messenger RNA, 1835 nt
Organism: Haemorhous mexicanus (house finch)
Lineage: Eukaryota; Metazoa; Chordata; Aves; Passeriformes; Fringillidae
Gene: RAB28
Product: RAB28, member RAS oncogene family
Exons: 7
Coding region: 190-858 (222 amino acids)
Cellular component (GO): Golgi apparatus; endosome
Molecular function (GO): GTPase activity; GTP binding
Source: RefSeq, a predicted model, not a curated record